AGAAUCUUAAGAUUCUAUGUCUUAAGAAUAAGAAGUUUCUUACAAUUGAAGGAGAAGAUGCAAAGAAGAUUAUUAAACAUUUGACCGGUACUAUGUGUACUAGUAAUGAUGUAGAUAAUGGAAAUGCAAUCAGGAACAAAGCGACGAAUGUUGUCAACUCUAUUGAUGAAACGCCAGCAGAGAAUCAUCAUUCUUCAGAUUGUGUAUGUUCGGAAUUGUCACCGGUAUUGGAAGGCUUGAAAUUGGAUUAG
This is a messenger RNA of Paramuricea clavata, 251 nucleotides long. The record is from the annotation of a GenBank genome assembly. Lineage: Eukaryota; Metazoa; Cnidaria; Anthozoa; Malacalcyonacea; Plexauridae.